UAUUUUAUUUAUUUAAUGACGUCAGCAUUCAAACUAUAUAAAUAUCCCCCUUCACAGCUUAACCUGGGGAAGGAAAAGCUAAAAAGGAAACUCCUUUCAAGAUAUAUAAAAAUGAAAGGAACUGUAUUUGCUGCACAGCCUGAUGAAGAGGCUCUCAAAAAGCUGCUUGAUGUAUUUGGUUCUCAGUUUUCUCUUGAGGACAUAGCUUCUGCUUAUUACGAGUCAAAAGGGAAUGUCAAUGUUACGGGUGAAAUUCUUUGUGCAAGAAAUGAUGGAAGGACCUUAAGUGCUAGGGCUAAUACAUUUGAAAAUAAGUCAGCGGGAUGGGAAAGUGUAAGUGCAGUGUCUUCAGAAUAUACAUCCAGCAAUCCCAGCACUGGUGCAUUAAAGUCGAAAAAAUCUUCUGUAUCAAUGGGCAGUGUUACAGGGGUGAUAGGAAAAAACUUUGUCAAACCAGGGCCAUCAAGAUUGGACUCUCCUGUGACUACCAAACCUGUGAAAAUAGAUUCAAAGAAAUUUCCAGUCUCUGUGAUAUGGAGUGAAGAAGGUUCAGCAAGUAGGACAACAAGGAAUGGCACCACACAUGGUGAUCUGAAGGAAUUUCUGUUCAAGAUGCUAGAAGAUGGUUUUCAACUUGACAACUCUGUAAUUGAAGAAGUACUUGAUUGUUGUGGUUAUGAUGUGGAAAAGAGCAUGGACAAACUGCUUGACUUGUCAGCUUCGACUCUAGAAAAGUCUGAUGAUGUUAUUGCUAUAGCUGCUGAUAAGUUUACAGGGAAAUGUCCAGAUGACCAAUUAGUUUUAGUCCAAGACAAACCGCAAUGCAAAGAAUUUGGUCGCAGCAAAGAAGCUACAUCUAUGAUAAGAAAGCCGACAAGAUCUCCAAGAAGAAACAAAGAUAGACUCGCUCUGGAGAAAGAAAUCUUAGAAUCAUUAUUCAGUGUUCCUGAGAGAUCUGAGGAAGCAUCAAAAAGAACUCGUUUAGUUAGGGUGGUGAGGAGAUCAAGGGCAUUUGGUGAAUUGGUGACUGAACCUCUCAAGGACACAGAUACCAGUCUCACAACUAAUGCUGUGGACCUGCAGAAAAUUUCGAAAGAUGUGGAAGAUGGACAUGAUGACGAUGAGAAUAGCUAUGAUAUGUUACGUCAAGCUGUGAAGGAGUAUUGGAUCACAAUGAAGGAGUACUGUAAAGCUGCUAUUGAGGCAUUUGCUGAGGGUGAUAAGGCACGAGCAAGCAAACUCAUGGAGCUGGUUCAUUUUUUUAACAAAAAGGCCCGAGAGGCAGAUGAAAGAUCUGCUGAAAAGAUUCUUGAAACCAGUUGCAGAGAUGAUGAAGUUUUACCUCUUGACUUGCGUAACUUUGAGCCCAAGGACGCUGUUAAUCUUCUCAGAGUGCAUUUAACUUCUGUUUCUGGCAUCCCUUCUAUCAAGUAUCUGAAGGUCAUAGUGGGAACCAUUGAAGAAGAUACUAAAAAAGGGGCUCGAAAACGACUGGUUAAGAAACAGCUUGAGAAGGAAUCAAUUAAAUGGAAUGAGGAGGAUAAUGGUCGAAUAUUUUCAAUUCGAGUCGAUGUAAUCAACCCAAAGCACCUGAGCUUUGCAAAGAAUAAGGAUCUGAUGAACAUGUGAUCCUCCUAAACAGAAAGGCUGAAUCAUUUCAAGGUUUUUGGUAAAACAGACUCAGCCAUAGCAGUCAUCUACAAAAAGGGGAAAUUGAACAGCUUAGACAAAACAUGGCAAUUCUUUUUCUUUUUUUCCAUUCGAAAUCUGAAAGAAAGUGUGCAUGUUUGAGUUUUCUCCUUCUCUUUUUCCUUCUUUUUCUUAUAAACAUGGUGGUAGAAUGUCAUGCAGCUGCAAUAUUGGAAAUUUGUUCUAAUACAAUUGGCAUUGAUACAUAAGCAAAUGUUCUUCAA
Molecule: messenger RNA, 1913 nt
Organism: Theobroma cacao (cacao)
Lineage: Eukaryota; Viridiplantae; Streptophyta; Magnoliopsida; Malvales; Malvaceae
Gene: SDE5
Product: silencing defective 5
Source: RefSeq, a predicted model, not a curated record